AUGGGCGAUAUAGACCGAGGCGGGCAGGGAGAGUUAGAACUGGUUGACUCGGAAUCAAAUCGCGAACAGGUUUUAGCCGCAUUCGAUCAACUCGCCAAGACUGUGCAACCGUCAGAUCGGUUUCUGCUGUUCAUGCUUGGGCAUGCUUCCCGGACCGGUAGAGGCAGUGUAAAGUUUAAUCUGCGAGGACGGGAUAUUACUGAAGUGGAAUAUGUAACGCUCAUUAACAGUGUUCCUUCCGAGCGUCAGAUUUUAAUCUUUGGUUUCCCUUAUAGCGGGAGGCUUGUGCCACAACUGAGCGCACCGGGACGAAUAAUUCUCACCUCAAGUUCACCAAAUGAGGGCUACUCGCUACAAGCAGGAUUCGGCGAUGUCUUUGUUGGUGCCUUCUCUACCGCAGAUAACGAUAUAAACGGCGAUGGUGACAUCUCACUGUUAGAAACAUUUCUAUCGUUACAGACACAAACGAAGGACUGGUAUGAGAACAACGGGAGUAUUCAGUCUGAACAUCCGCAUCUUGAUGAUAACGGGGAUGGGAACGCCACUCGAAACCUAACGAUUGACCUUGAGGUCCCACGUGUAGAACAGACAGAUGAUGGCGCACUCGCCGAAAAAACGUUCUUGGGGACCCGUCGGACAGUCUUACCGAGCACGCCACUCCCACCUGAGCCUGAUGAAGUUUUCGCCGACGUGCCGCCUACUGAACCUCCCGAAGCGCACGAACAUGGAAAUCCAAAUGCUUCGACUGCCUCUCACACCCCUGAGAAUCGUCCAUCGGCACUGCCUUAUAACUAUAUCAGCGAAGCAGACGAGGAAGUCAUCCGAGAAGCCAUUGACACAGCACCUUCUCAAAAAGACUAUCCAGGAGACGGUGCUGUCGUUCUUUGGGAAAGCGUUGAUGUUGAUAUCGAUGAAAAGAGCCGUUAUAUCUAUUCCACACGGCGCGUCGUCAAAAUCUUCAAUGAGGAUGGCGCAAAUCUCGGUGAGAUCAGUAUCCCUUAUAUGCGUGGAAAAGACGAUGUCACUAUCCAUCAUGCCCGUACAUUUUACCCCCGAUGGUAG
Molecule: messenger RNA, 1062 nt
Organism: Geodia barretti
Lineage: Eukaryota; Metazoa; Porifera; Demospongiae; Tetractinellida; Geodiidae
Source: the annotation of a GenBank genome assembly